This is a messenger RNA of Hibiscus syriacus, 2090 nucleotides long. RefSeq lists its product as uncharacterized. Lineage: Eukaryota; Viridiplantae; Streptophyta; Magnoliopsida; Malvales; Malvaceae. The record is from RefSeq and is a predicted model, not a curated record. The coding region runs from base 152 to 1819 and encodes 555 amino acids. The transcript has 5 exons.
UGAGAUGAAAAUGAUUCUGAUGGGCUUGAGCAUCUAAACCCUAAAGUCAGACUCAGAGAACUUAUUUCAGAGAAAAGUAAAGAUUGCAGAUGCACUUUUUCAUUUUGAGGAUGCAAUUGAACUGAGGGAGUAAUUGCUUUGUGUAGACGAGAUGUCGAGAAAAACGGAAUCUAAACCAGCUACGUCGAGUGUGAUUGCAAGAUUAAUGGGACUUGAUCAGCUCCAACCUCGGCAACCUGUCAAUGAGCAGAGAAAGCUUCACAGAGUGCUUUCGGAGAAUUAUCUGUGUAAAGCUGCUUCGAUAGGCGCUUGGGAGAAGUGCUCUUCCGGUGAACGCAGUUCGUUUUGGUUCGGUGUUGAAGAGACAAAGGGGUUCAAGGAUGCAUUUGAAGUAAUAGAAUCAGUAGAGAUAGAAAAGGGAAGAGUAGACUUAAGAUCGUCUCCGGAACGAAAGCAUGUCAAAGGGUCAGGAUUUGUGGAUUCUACAGAGGGUUGUUCUGAACAUGGUUUCGAGAAACCAGGUUAUCUGAUCGCCAAGCAUUUCUAUGAUCAAGAGAAUCCUAAGGUGCUUCAGAAACUCGAGAAUGGUUUCGUAAAAGAUUCUCGAAGGGAAUACGGACAUGAUAGUACUUCUACGGUUCCUAGAUUUCAUCUGGAAUCAAACAAUGAAAGAUGCCCUUCCUCUAGAAAAAUUGUCAUUUUGAAACCAAAGCCUGUAGAGGCUGAAACCGAUAAUAAACACGAAGGGUUCCUUGGUCACGGAAAAGGAAAUUCGCAUGCUCGAGUUAAGGAGAACUUUUUCAAUGGUGUAAAAUCCUCCACGCGUAGAUCUAUCCCUUCCUCUGAAACUUCUUUUGAGCCGCCAAGGUUAGGAUUCAGUGGUGCUCAAGGUCUUACAAAAGAGCCAGAGUUCCUGAUGGUUUCUUCCCAAAGUAACUCUGAUGUGAACAACUGGGACAAGCCCUCAUGUUACGACUUAGGCGGAUCACAUGUGGCUCGAGAACCGAAGCAACAAAUCUUUGAAAGAUGGAGGGUGAGUGAAGACUUUCGGGAGAUUGGACUUGCUUUUGGGGGUAGGGGCAGAAGCAGAUCACUUGGUGAAAUGCUUGCAUUGCCCGAUCAUGCUAAACGUGCAAACUUCCGUGGUCCUUUUGGCAUUUGCAGUAAAGAUGGCUGGAAAAACAGUGUCAUUGGAGACUUGAACUCACAAUCAUAUUCUACAUCUGUUGGAAGUACUCUAACCAAGACUAUGACUAUUAGGUCGGUGUUUCCUUGGUCUAUAAGGAAGUCAGUUAAGCAGGUUCCCAGCGGGAAAUAUUGUUCGAAACAAAGAAACUUGCAACCCAACUGCAAGCAGUCUCAAUCUAGUCCAGACCUAGAAUCGGAAAAGAAUCACUUAGAAUCAGAAAAGAACCACUUGCUAGAAGAAAAUUCUACGUUUUCUGAAAACGAAAUCAUUCCAGUUGAUCAAUGGAAUGACUUCAAGGAUAGGAAGUUGUCUUCUGAGGAUUGUGUGGUACCUGAGAUGUACUCGGCUGGACCUCAAAGCAUUGUCUCUGAUAUGGUGGUUGCUGUAGAAACCCCGGAUGAUGCCGCCAAGUCUACCGGAAAUCAUAACCAGCACCAGUUUGUAUCGACAGACUGCGCUAUGUCGGAUAAAGACCAUAAUUCUGCUUUCUGUAUCCCCGGUGCUUGGAGUCAACAGGAAGAUAUAUCAAUGAAAAUAUCCGAAGAUGCGGAACAGACCCUGAUUUUCAAGCUACCUUGGAGACAGCUAAUCAGCCCAGUCCGGUUUCGGUUUUGGAAACACCAUUCUUAGAAGGGAAUUCAUUGAGCUAUAAGUGCUUUUUGAGUGUCACCGACAGCUUAAAUGAUGUGAAGCGGCAACUCGAAUUUAUAAAAUCGGAGUCAAUUGAAGAAUACUCUGAAGGACUGGGAAUGGUUGUCUCAAGUGACGAUGAAAAUGAUGUAGUAGAUGAGCCUUUUAGGUAUAAAGGAAAUGAAUAUUCAACAAAGUUGUUUGGAGUUGCAGAGAGUAGGGAUUUCUUCUAUUUGGUCGAUGUCUUAACCGAGGCAGGUUUUCAUGAUAG